AUAAACAAUUUUCGCUCGUGUAAACAGUCAUUUUCUUGUGAAGUUGAGUUUUAAUUUAGUUGUAACCAUGACUAGGAUACUGUGCGUUUAUUGUGAAUUUUAAACAUCAGAAUUGAGUGAUGAAGAUUACGAGUAGUGGACACAGAGCACAGAGCUGCCUACGUCCAUAUUUUGUUAAGAUAAUGUUUGGAUUCUUAUGAAUGACGAUUCGAAAUAAUAACAGGAGAUAAUUCACAGCCUGUCUGAAGAUUCUGCUUUAAUUUGGCCCUACUACUCUCCGGAGGGUUUGAGGAAAGCUACAGUAAACCCAAUGACAGCAGAAAUUCUGAAAGAAAAAGAAAACAGCGGGUUUACGGUUAUCUCUUCCCGCAACUCUGUUAUAAUUAAUUGUAGUUACGAUUUGUAGGUUUUUAAAUAAACCAAUUAACAAUCCGAACGGGGUCUUUAGAGACAAAACACGUUACAAUCAGUAUCAUUUUACGACAGGUUACUGAAUGCUGACUGGGACUUCAGCUGCAAUGAAAAUAUACUCUGCCAUGGACACUGUCAUAGAAGUAGAAGGGCUUAAUAAUGCGGUUAGAGUAGUUAGAUCUCCACGGCAAGUGGGUGAUCAUGGUGGAGACAACACACGCAGAGCAUUCAUUGUAGUAGGUGCCAUAUUUGUCACCUCAUUUAUAGCCUUGUUUUACAUCUACUUGAAGUUUCCAGAACUAGAAUCAGAGGAGAUGCAACACAUGAAGAUUCCUUGGGACAUUGAAGAUGCCAAACAAUUAGGCAGGGUCCUGGACCGCUACAAAGACAAAUACUUCUUUGAAGUUAUGUUGACUCUUAUUGUGACAUACAUAUUUUUGCAGACAUUUGCCAUUCCUGGCUCAAUAACUCUGUCGAUCCUGUCUGGCUUUCUCUUCCCAUUUCCACUAGCACUUAUGUUAGUGUGCUUCUGCUCUGCAACAGGAGCCUCAUUGUGUUAUGUGUUGUCCUACUUUCUUGGGCGACAUCUUGUAUACAGAUAUUUUCCUGAGAAAGCUUCACAGUGGGCUCUUACGGUGAAAAAACAUCGAAGUAACUUGAUCAGUUACUUGCUAUUUCUGCGUAUGACGCCUUUCUUACCAAACUGGUUCAUCAACAUUACAUCACCCAUAAUUGGUGUACCACUCUUUCCAUUCUGGAUUGGCACAUUCAUCGGUGUAGCACCACCAUCAUUUGUCGCAAUUCAGGCUGGCCAAACAUUAUAUAAAUUGUCAGCUUCAAGUGAUGCCUGGUCUUGGACAUCAGUUAUUCUUCUUGGAUUCUUCGCUGCACUUUCAUUGGUUCCAGUGUUGAUAAAGAAACGGAUAAAAGAAGCAAUUGAGUAGCCUGCAAUUGAAUAGUCUUAGUGUCUAUUUAUAAUAUUAAUAAUAAUAAUUAUAAUCUGGGGGGAAAAUGUUACAGAUAUUUCUGGCCUGCAAGGAGAUUUAAUGUGUUUUUUGUAAAGCAUAUUGCACCCGAGUGCAUUUUUUUUAACAUUCCUCCACUUAUGAAUGUUAGUAGAACAAUCUGUCCUAGAUUGUACUCUCCAGAAGUACCAUUUCAAAAUUAGAAAAUCCAACAACUCAGCUUUUCCAUCCAUAAAAAAAUGACAUUGCUAUACAUCACAUCUUGGUUCUUGCUUGUUAAGAUAAGAAGAAAUAUGGUAAAAUAUGAAGGAUUUUCAAAUAGAACCUCUACAGGGAUUGUUCUUGGUGAAGGAAUAGAGACCACUAAAAUAUUCCCUGUGGUUACUGUGGCAAAGAUACCACUGAUGCGUGAGCUGAUGGAUCUUCUCUGCAAAGAACCACUUCCCGACCAUAGUGCAACCCAGUACAUGAACAGGUUUCAUUUGAACAACUUUCAAAACAAAAAAAAAAAAAAAUGGGUUAACUUACCUGCAGUUAGCUGUAAACAAAGUGCCUUAUCAAAGAUAUUAGCCUUCUUGGUGUGGUGCACACCUGCAGAUUUUGUGUGUCAAGCGUAAACAGUCUUUAGUAACGAUUACACAUUGCAACGAUUUGCAGCACAAGGCCAAUAUAAGAUGUGUGUCUAACAUGCACAGUAUUAUAUGUCUUAAUGUAAAAAUUACUGUGAUAUAUAUUGUGAGUUAAAGUAAUGAUACGGUUUCUUUCAUGCACAUUGUGGCAGAUGGGAACCUCAGAGAGAGAUCUUAAACAACCCAUUUCAUGGGUAUAUUUCGGUUCUAAUGUUACAUAUUUAAUAUUAUCUUAAAUGUUAAUGUUAUGUGUAUGAUUAAAAUAAGGUGUCAUAACAGUUAUUCUGUCUCCGAGACUGAAGGCUAGAAGUGACACUUUAGAAUAAUGGUCUUCCUUUUGAAGAACUCCAGAAUUAGAAACUCAUAUAACAGAGAUUGCAUCAUGUAGUCUUUGUUAAUGUGAAGCCCAGUCAUUUGCCGUUCCCUGUAACCAUAUUCGAUUUGAAUACCACUAAAACAACUGGAGCUGUUACAGGUGAGGUAUAUGUCCAUUUUAAUUACUUGCAGUAACCAUGCUUAGAUGAAAUAUUGUUUAGCAGCUAUCAAUUUAAAGAACAAAUCUAAUCUUCCAGGAAAUCCUCAUCGUUGCAGAAUGCAAGGAACCAAAAAUUAUGGAUUUCAGAUUAUCUGAUUUGUACCUCUUAUUGCAUCUGCUUAUUGUUUUAGUUCGUGCCCAAGGUGUUUGCUGUGUGUAGGUAUUCUAAUAUAAACUGAGAGUGAAAUAUGACAAGUUUAUGUGUUGUAGCAACUUGCUUUGAAGUUUCAUUUACAUCAGAUAUUUCUACUCUGCAUAAAGUUCCUUUUUGUGAGACUGUAAUUCUGUAGUGCCCAAAUUGCACUACUCUCAGCACUAAUGAUGAUGACUUUGAAUCAUUACACAUUUACCAGAUUUGUAAUGGUCCAGGAUAUAAAGAGUGCAGAUGAGUAUCUCAGAUAUAUAGAAUCUUACACUGUGAAUUAUCCAAGAUUUAAGUAAUUAUGUGAUACUGUAAGGUGAGGUGGUAACUUCACAUUCUAGCUAAUCUGUUGAGUGAAUAUAAAUGAUUGACUGAAUUCUGGAUUGUUAUACAAAUAAGACUUGAGCUUAACAUGGAAAAACUAUUAGACUAAUGCAUAUUAUGGAGUUCCUUGAGAGGAAGAGCCCCAUGUAUAUUUAUUUUUGACUAAGAUCUAUUUUCUUCUGUUGUUUGAACUUUAAAUUUUAUGUGUUGUGUGUUUUUAUUUGCAUGCUCUGUAUGUAGAUAUAAAUACUUUAUUGUUUGCUGAAUCAUCCUAGAAACUAGCUCAGAUAUGAAUCUGGGAAAUAAGUAUGAGAAGCAUAAUAUGGACAGAUCACUCUCUUUUUUUGUGAUAUUCAUGCUGCUGUUCUGCUAGCCUGUACCUACAAAUAUUACAUCAUUAAUCCCUUGUAGCCCAAUACUGAGUAAUUUGUAACAGUAGAGCCCCAUAAUGCACAAUGUCAAGACAUGUUAAUUUUCCACUCCAAAUUGAAAUUUACAAUAUAGGUAAGAAUGUCUUGCAUAGAGAGCAGAACCACAAAGCAUGGGUGCUUUUAGAAACUCUGAAAAAAAUGUGUUUACCAUAAAAUAAUGAGAAUUCCAAUAACCCUGCAUCAUCUGUUUACAAGCUUUGGGAACCAUGGCUGUGCUGAGAAAAGGGGUUAAUGUGAAAGAGUUCUAAACUUUGUGUCAACAUUUUCUGUUUACUCUUAUUUACAACUAUAUAUUCAAUUUGCUAAUAGGAAAAACGUUAAAUAAGUCAGAUUUAUUCUUCAGCGUUUCAUGUUAACUAUUCUUCAGAGUGUUUUAUUCUUUACUGAAUCAUUAGAUUCUUAAUUUAUUUUUCUUUUAGCAUGUUUCUAAUUAAAUAGUUGACAUUUUUUGUCUCACUCUUACAUGUAAAAUUAUUUUAUAACUAUCAUAUUACAUUUAUGUACAUAAUUUUCCUACCCUUUUCCUCCCAAAUAAUGUGAACUGUGUCUGGUAUCAUUGCAUCCUGUACAAGUCAACUUUUGGAAUUGUUGCACUCCUUUAUCAUUAAACCACAGUUUUUAUCACUUCUUUCAGGCAAAUUCGAGGAUAGUACCUUAAUUUAGGUCAUAAUCACUUCCUUCCACAUCUUUUCUAAUUGUUCACUAAUCAUCUGAUCAUUUGACACUAUAUAAUUUAGAUUAUUGAAAGCAUUUCCAAAUAAACUAAGAAUAAAUAAGGAAACAAAUAAAUUAGUCAUUAAAUCUCUCAUCUGUAAUGUCUGUAAGACAGCUUGGAACUUUAAAAUGCCCUUUAUUUAUUUAUUUUGUGUUGUUUUGAUACAAAGUUGGUAAUAUAUUUUCAGCAGUAACAAUUGAGCAGUUAUUGACUGAUGUGGAAUAAUAUGCUGAAGGUUAUGAAAUAUGCCUUUGUUUAUUACCUCUGUGUGGUCAAAGAAAGUGGUUGGGUAAAAGCAUAAUCAGUUUUCCUUGUUUCUUAUUAACAUAAAAUCACCUGACAAGUGGAAUUUCUGUGUGGUGGCUAAUGUGCCAUUUCAUAUCCCUGUAUGCUAUAGGCAGCAGCAGUGUGACAACAGAAAGGAUUUUUAAGUGCUCAGGGCUUUUAUGCAAACUGUAUGUGGGCAGAGGUAGUUGAGUAUGUGUUUAAUGUCAUGUAUGCUGAUGAAAAUAUAUAAUAAAAUUUCAUUCUUACUGUAGUAAAGCACGUGUGUGAUAUAACACUCAAAUUGACAGUGAGUACAACUAUACUCUGGUCACGGAAAAGAAAGAACACAAGUUGUGGAAGUUUAAGUUGGCCACCUCCUUCCCCGUGGCACCUAUAUUACAUACCCUUCCUUGUCAAAAUCAGUAACAAGCAGUGCAAAGAGAGGGAGUGUCCACUGUUGGGAAUGAUUGACAGCACUCAGAGGGGGUUAGCUACUUGGCACAACAGUGGGGAUUGUAACUAGAGGGGGUUAAUAAGAUCUAAAAGUUUGUGACAAUGGUACAUUAGUACAAAUAUUAUGUUUCUGGACAUUAUCCAUCAUCCUGUUUAUUUUUCAAAAUAACUGCUAGCCACACCAGUGAAUGACAGCACUCUCAGGGUGUUUGCUGUUGGGCACACUGUUUGGGACUGGAACUCAGGUGGGGUUAGCUGCCAGGCACAGCACUGGGGGCUGUAACUCAGAGGGGCUGGCCGAUAGGCACACCAGUUAUGCAUUGGAAGUGGCAAUGUAUGUUGGCCCCGACGUAUCAUUCAGUAACUUGUAGGACUGGAAAGGAAUAUGAGAAAAAUCAGGGGAUGUUACUAGUAUGGAAGCUUAUAUAACAAAUGAUGGGACUUCCCACUGAAUUCUCAGUGGGUGUUACACUAGUAUUAAUAAAUGUAUGUUUAUAUUAUCUCUUGUGAUCUUUGCCACAGAUAGCUUGGCUAGUUUGUGCAUUGUGUUGAAAAUAAUCCAUGGUGUUGAAAUGUUACUGUUUAAGGGUGAUGGGAUACGGUUCAGUUUAAAGUUGGGUAAUUAAAAAUUCACCAACAAUUGUAAGUUGCUUCCUACAAAUGUAGUCUCAUUAUAUUACACCUUGUACUGUAUUGAUUCUGAUGUUUAUUUUCAAAUGUAUAAUUUUAGGAUACUGACAGAUCUACCAAAUAUUUCUCACACAAACUCAUUUCGUACAUCGGAAAUGUUUGGUUCUGACAUUCUUUUCUUUGCAUUGGAUCUUAGAUACCACUUGGGAAUGUGAAACAGAACUAGACUGAAAUAGUGUAGUGGCAUUCUUCUGCAGACAGUGUGACAAAUUUCUGUGGUCAGUAACUGAAAUUAAUUUAUUGGAAGGACCGAAUGCUUACAAACUUCUCAGGAAAAACCCUGUUCCAGCGAGUGACUUUGUUGGUUAAUUACCGAUAAUAAGUGGAAAUGGCUCAGAAGUAAGAGGAGAUUGGAGAAAUUUAUGUGGCAAGGGGUUUCAUAAUCUGUAAUCUUAGCCAUAUAUUACUGGGGUGAUGAUAUGGACAAGGAACAUGGCAUAAAUGAGAGCUGUAAGAAAUCCUAGAGAGGAACCUAGGCAUAGAUGGUAAAAUAAUAAUACGACACAUUUGAAAGAAAUAAUGAGUGAUAAUGUGGACUGGAUCCAUCUGGUUCAGGGUUGAGUCCAAUGGUGGAUUGUUGUAAACAUGAUAACGAAUCUCCAUGUUCCUUACAGGAUGGAGGAACUGGGCUAACUAAUUGAGCUCCACCAGAACUCUGCUGACCAAGCAGGCUGGUUUAGCAGUAAUGCUCUAGACUUAUAUUUGGGAUGGCCUCAGUUCGAAUCUUGGCCAGGACACAGCUAUCUUGACUGAUGAUUUUCGUAGUUAUCCUCGGGCCUCCCAAGCAGAUGCUAGGAUAUUACCUCGAUUAGGCCAAAACUGCUUCCUUCCAUUGCCUUUCCAGUUUAUUACUCAUGAAUUAUCCAAACAUUUGACACUAUAUAGUCUAAGAUAUUGAUGUAAUCAUAAAGUAACCAUUAGCUCCAUGGAGCUGAUUAAAUGGAAAUAAAGUAAAAAGUAAGGCUAUCCUUGUACCAGGCCAUGAAGGCCCAU
This is a messenger RNA of Cryptotermes secundus, 6555 nucleotides long. RefSeq names its product transmembrane protein 41B. Gene Ontology annotation, cellular component: endoplasmic reticulum membrane. NCBI's taxonomy places the organism in Eukaryota, Metazoa, Arthropoda, Insecta, Blattodea, Kalotermitidae. The record is from RefSeq and is a predicted model, not a curated record. The transcript is spliced from 7 exons. The coding region runs from base 495 to 1355 and encodes 286 amino acids.